CAAAAUCUUACACAAUGAUUACAUAAAUAUCUUUCGCGUCAUUUUCUAUCGAUCAAUCAAUUAUUGAUUAUCAUUUUCUUCCAUUAAAUCUGUUCUUUUAAAAAAUUUUUAGCAAGCCGGAUUUGGUACACAAUGAAGAGAAAACGAAAAAACGCGGAGUCGAUUUCCCGUGAAUUGCGAAAACACAAUGCUACCUCUGUCUUAGGAUCACAAAUCAAUCCGCGGAAUCUCUAACCCCCUAAUUAUCCGAACCAAUUAUGACUAAGGUCUCGAGCCAUCGGAACGUCACGUUGGGUCCUUGCAGUGAAGGGUGGGAUGAGUCUACGGUCUGGUGGGGACCAUUUCUAUAUAAUCGACGGUGAAGGUGCCUGUCUCUUCAUAUCCUAUCAGUGACUACGUUUCUUUAACAGCCGUCUUCUACGUCAAUCUAUUUUUUUCCAAGAAACAAGUGAUACAAGAUGAUGCUAGUGCCGCUGGCCGUAGUGCUCUUCGCGGCGUUCGUUAACGCCGAGCCGGCGAUCAAUGAAGCCCGACCGCACAGUAACCGACCUGGAAGAUUCUUAUCUCUUCCAAUACCGCAAAAGUGCUCAAAUCGGCCGAAGCAGUUUAACUUCCGAGGGCACAACUAUUUCUUCAGCGGACAUGUCACAGUCCAUGCCAAUCAAAAAGUUGACUGGUUAGACGCUAGGAACAUUUGUAGAGAAUACUGUAUGGACCUUAUCUCGAUAGAAACCCAAGAAGAAAACAAUAUGAUCUUCAGGCUCAUCCAACAGAACGACAUUCCGUACAUCUGGACGUCCGGACGUCUCUGCGACUUCAAGGGUUGCGAGAACCGGCGUGACCUCGAGCCUAAGGCCCUGCACGGUUGGUUCUGGUCGGCGAAUCGCGAGAAGAUGGCGCCUACUAACCAGGUGCCAAACGGUUGGGGCUUCAAUCCGUGGUCGCAGACUGGCCACAAGAAGGUCAAGCAGCCGGACAAUGCCGAAUAUGACAUCAACGGCACCAACGAGUCCUGCUUGUCCGUAUUGAACAACGUUUACAACGAUGGUAUCGCCUGGCACGACGUUGCGUGCUACCACGAGAAGCCGUUCGUCUGCGAGGACUCCGAGGAGCUGCUCAACUACGUGGCUAGCACCAACCGCGGCAUCCGCCUCUGAAGCGAUCGCGGUCAGCCGACACCUAUAUGGUGAUCACGAUCGUCCAUCAGCGUCAUAUCAGCACCCACUCUCCCUUCUAUACUUCCCGUCGCGGGACCGACGAGACACGUGCCAAAUAGAGACACGUGAUUUCCAUGACGAUCGUGUUGUCCUUGGUUCUCGGAUGAUCACAAAGAAUUUUUAAUCGCGUUAGAUGUUAGAAAAAAAAUUUGCAAAAUCCCUCGUAAUUAUAAUGGAGUUAUAAUUCAUACGAACGCUAAAUAUAAUUCUUUAUAAUUACAUUUUAUGUCGAAGUAUAUACAUAGCUUUUAUAAUAUGUUCGACUGAAUAUCGUUCAAUAUAAUUAAUCGAGAUUGCUAGAAUUGUAAUUUUGUAGUUUACCGUUCUAAAAUUAUUGUAUUUUUUUAUUUACCGAAUUUUUGUAUGAUUUUUGUAUUUCACGAUUGUGCCAACGUUUUGUAUCUUUCUAUACAAGGCAAAUUUCUUGUUCCACGAGCACUUUUAGUUUAUGUGAUCAUCGGAGAAUUGUUUACGGCAUUUUGUAAAAAUAAUACAAAAAAAAAACGAUUUGUGGGAAAAUAUGCGCAUGAAGAAUCAAUAAUUCGAUAAUUUUAUAUACGAUUCUAGUAAUCAGUAACGUGGAAUUUUAGAAACGCGCUGAUAAAAGUCUCUCAACAAUUCACAUAAAAUCUUGUACAGCGACUCAUUCAUUGCAUUAUUUGGUGCUGUGACUUCGAUUUAAAGUAUUUCAUUGUAUAAAAAUCAACUUAUCUACUUAUAGCAAUUAUCACUAUACAAAAGUUUAUAGUUUGCAAAAUAUGUUAGAUUAUUGAUUGGAAAAGAAUAUUGAACGUGUCUCGUCGUUACGCUUUUUGCACUCAUAUCGAGGAAAUUCCGCUAAUAAUUUGUAUUUCAUUCAAUUUGUAAUCACAGUAUCCGCGGAAAAAAAUAAUUAAUUGUAUACAUGUAUUUAUUGAUAGAUAUUUGGCUGGCAGUCUCUGUACAUUUAUGAAUAAACGUUAAUCUUACAUAAAUU
Messenger RNA from Linepithema humile (Argentine ant), 2193 nucleotides. RefSeq names its product C-type lectin domain-containing protein slf (gene slf). Lineage: Eukaryota; Metazoa; Arthropoda; Insecta; Hymenoptera; Formicidae. The record is from RefSeq and is a predicted model, not a curated record.